Trachymyrmex cornetzi is the source of this 1495-nucleotide messenger RNA. It is a transcript of the gene Paip2, whose product is annotated as polyA-binding protein interacting protein 2. Gene Ontology annotation, biological process: negative regulation of translational initiation. Bases 421 to 897 code for a protein of 158 amino acids. Gene Ontology annotation, molecular function: mRNA regulatory element binding translation repressor activity. The record is from RefSeq and is a predicted model, not a curated record. Gene Ontology annotation, cellular component: cytoplasm. The transcript is spliced from 4 exons. Lineage: Eukaryota; Metazoa; Arthropoda; Insecta; Hymenoptera; Formicidae.
CGUGAUCAAGUUCGAUGGAGAAAACGCGACCGUCUCCCUGUUACUCCUCGGGAGGGUAAUCCGGGCCAACCGUCGUUCGAUAAACAAUAAGGGGAACGAGAGAGCGAGAGAGAGAGAGAGAGAGAGAGAGAGAGGAAAGCUAGAGCGCGAGAGAGACGCGCCAACCCGUCCGAUUUCGAUACGAUACGAGUACGAUACGCGCUCGCAAAUAUGGUCGCCCGUGCGACCUCAUCUGUCAAGUGACUAGGACGAUUCUCGCGCCGUGCGUUCUCGCUAUGUGCCAUUAGCGAGAGGAGCGAGGGAGAGAGAGCGAGAGAGAGAGAGAGAGAGAGAGAGUCAGAGCGACACCGAACUGUCUCGGGGUCGCCGGGCCGCCAAAUUUCAGGUAAUCAGCAGACGCAUCGUUUACAUACACUGGCUAUGAAAAUGAAGAUCCCAAACGGCGGGUCUGGAAAUGGGACUUAUUACGGACAAGAAACAGGCAUCACUUCCUAUGUGGACAACAACAGCGACACGGAGGCUGAGGUGCAAGCGAUAGGCGAUGGAGACUUCUCCGAGUACCUCUGGAUGGAAAAUGAAGAGGAGUUUGACAAGCAGGUGCUCCAACAACUGGAAGAGGAAGAAUUGAUGGAGGAGUGCUUAGAAGCGAUGCUGGAAGAAGAGAGGCAACAUCAAAGAAAUAUGAGUUCUACUGCUUGGUCUACGGCUACUGGCACUCCCGACAAUAAUGCUGCUGAACUUUGUCAACAACUAAGCAGUCUGAGAAUGCAAGACGAUCUCGCCAAGCAGAGCACGCUAAAUCCAGAUGCAGCUGAAUUUAUUCCAGCGUGCAAAUCGACUGUGGUACCACCUGUAAGUACAUCAUCAGAAACCACAGUCACUACAGAACCAUCGUAGAAAUCUUCUGUGUCUUUUCUCUCUUGUCCGUUCUCUAUUUAAGUCACGUAUAAAAUCGGGCUACACGUAAUGAUUAGAAUAUACUAUUUCCAAUCCGACAGUCGUAUUAAACGGAUCAUCGUGUUAGAUGUUCAAUGACUGUGACUGUAGGUACAAAGAUAAAGAGAGAGAUAAAGGGCGCGAGUUGUGCAUGUAAUUAUGCGCGCCAUCCGAAGCAUCAGUUACACAAUUAGAUGGAACGAUAACGCGGUAUCCCGAUACUUUUAUAGACAAGAAACACGUUCACAUGUAUCGUGUGGGACAAUUAUGUAUGUAUAUUUUUUUGCCAAAAUACUAAAGAACGAUCGCUUUUACAAAUCACUCGUUAAAACAAAUUUGCAAUUUGCAUCUCUUGUUCGAUACCAUCUAUAUCGAGAAUCGUUUCUCGCAGAGGCAAAUGUUUUUAGCAUUUUCAAUCUUUGUAUAAUUUGUAUAAAUUGAAAUCAUUGUACGUCUACGGAAAUAACAUACUGUUCAAGUUAAGCUGAAUAGAGGAAACACAAUGCACUGCAUGGUUUAAGGAGAGGACUUUCAUAAGUUUAUGAAAUAUGUAUAUGAG